AUGGCGGGGCCGCCGCGUUGCGAACUGUGUGGGGCCCGAACGGCCCCGCUGCGCUGCCCCGGCUGCCGUCUCACCUACUACUGUGAUGUCUCUCACCAGAGAACUGACUGGAUCAGCAUCCACGGCCAUAUCUGCCACCUGCUCAUCCCAGUCCUUGGGCCCCAGCCCUGUUUCCACUCUGAAAAAGACAGAAAACAUGGCAAGGAGCAGCUGCUGAGGAGGCAGGAAUCCCUCAUUGCUGUGGCAUUGAGCACAGCCCAGGGGUUUGUGUGGGCAGGGAAGCCCCUGGAAGCAAUUCCUGCAGCACUGCAGGCGCUGCGCUUCAGCUCCCAAGUGUUCGGCUCUGGCUCCGUGCAGCUCGUGCCCAUUUUUCUGCUGCUGGCUGAGGCCUCCACGGGCACUGGCCGUCUCCGCCAGGCAGCCAAGUAUCUCUCCCAAGCCCAGUGGAUCGUCCUCCAAACCCCAGACUGCAGUGCUGCUCUUCAGUCUAAGUUGCAUCGUGGGCUGGGGCUUUUCUCUAUUGCUGAAGGAAACCUGGACCAGGCUUUGUAUCACCUGGCUAAUGACGUUUACCUGGCUACUGCUGAGUUUGGACUAAAUUCUUUUGAGGUCUCUGGAGGUUACUUCCACAUGGCCAACAUUUUCUUCCACCAGAAUAAAAUGGAUACAGCAAACUCACUCUAUACUGAGGUGAGCAGCCUCUGGCAUGACUGGCUGCUGAGCUCCCUUCAGGGGCACCAGCGAGUGCUCCAGGCCCAGGCAGAGGCAUCGCUGUUCUCUGAGGAUGAGGAAGGCCUCGAGGAUGAGAUGACUGAAGUCCAGCACGAGGAAGGAACACGGGUGCUGCAGGCAGUGCUGAAGGUCCGGGAACAGGGACCACUGCAGCAUCCUGGGGAAACAGCCCGAGUCCUGCAUGCCCUGGCCAUGAUCCACUACCUGAGCCUGGAUUUAGCCAAGGCUCGAGAGGUGGGGAUGAAAGCCUUCGACCUGACCAAGCAGCUGCCCCAGCAAGACUCUCUAGAAACCAUUGGUCACCUGCUGGAGCUGAUUAAUGCCCAGUUUUCCCACACCACAUAAGAACUGGCUCUGCCAGACCCAGGUGUUUGGCCAGGUUCUCUCUUAUCCAGGUUCCUGAACCAUGAGCGUCACAAACCCUUGGUCCUUCCUGCUGCUGCCUCUUUCCAGCUGCGUCCCUGGCU
Messenger RNA from Sturnus vulgaris (Common starling), 1199 nucleotides. It is a transcript of the gene ZMYND12, whose product is annotated as zinc finger MYND-type containing 12. Gene Ontology annotation, molecular function: protein binding. The record is from RefSeq and is a predicted model, not a curated record. Lineage: Eukaryota; Metazoa; Chordata; Aves; Passeriformes; Sturnidae.